This is a messenger RNA of Asterias rubens (European starfish), 7554 nucleotides long. RefSeq names its product protein TANC1-like. The transcript has 25 exons. Bases 230 to 7180 code for a protein of 2316 amino acids. Gene Ontology annotation, molecular function: protein binding. The record is from RefSeq and is a predicted model, not a curated record. NCBI's taxonomy places the organism in Eukaryota, Metazoa, Echinodermata, Asteroidea, Forcipulatida, Asteriidae.
GACGAAAGCGCGGAGGUCGUGAAACGGAAUUUUGACAGCAGAAAACUUCCUCAAAAUAAAUAACUUUAACGGAACUACCAAAUGGACCCUUCGAUUCUGUUUUUGUAUGGGACGUUCGACAGGAUGUUAAGCGUUUCUUAUAUCUGAAGAAGUAAGGAUUUGAGCUUCAAGUUUUCCUGGGAAAAAAAGAAGUUUCUUUGGAAGUAAAGAAUCGUAGGUACGCCCCGACAUGGAGGUCGAUCCCGCCCACUGCCCCUGCUGUCACGAGGCGUACGAUCAUGACAAGAGUCGCAAGAGGAAGCUGACGGAUGCUUGCGGACAUUCACGCUGUUACGCUUGUAUGUUUAGCAUCGAGGCGUGCCCGAUAUGCGCUAACAAAGAGUCUAACCUUGAGAAUGGAGAGAAGGAAGUUGUUAGGACGCAGCGUGGCAACAAACCACCCACCCCGCCCCCUAAACCUAAAAACAGAACGUCGAGAGGCUCUAUGCAUGCUACCUCACCCAUAUCCCCCAUCUCCCCCCAAGCGACCCAAGAAGUGAAUGGAAACACAGCACCCAAUUUCCCUGAUAUUGAGCCCCCGCCCGCCCUGUCCAAGCCCCGCCCGACGCCUCCCGAUUUGAUAGAUAACCAGAAUGGCAAGAUACAGGAUAGGGUGCAAACCACUGAGGAAAUCCAACAAACAAAAGGUCCCGUUCAAAGGCGCAGGUUUUUUGAUGACCCAACUCUGAUUACGAAUCCGCCUGUACCUACAAUGCAAUACACAGACAGAAAAGAUCCUCCCGCCCCGCCUCAGCUAUUUAUUCCCCCGCCUCCGUCUCAGGGACCUACCUCAGAGGAGGAUGGAAGCGAAUCGUCAUAUGAUACUGAAGACAUCAGUGACUGUGACUCCUGCAAAGAUGGACGGAGUACACCUCCACCAGCGCCGUCUGAAGCAGCAGAAGCUUUGAUGGAUCGUCUGGGGUUCCUCUUCAAGCAAGCUCAGAUGCCGCCUCCUCCUGAAUCGCCCUCCAGCGACGAGACAGUCCCAGGCACCUUCUUCCCUCCUCUCCAUAGCUCCCCCGUAGCAAACACUGCCAUCUUGCGGGAUCGAAGCCACUCUUCUCCCAUCUCGGAAGUACAAGGUCGUACCGCGGACAAUGGUGAGCGCAAGGAGUUCAACCCCAGGAAGAUGAUUACACCUGGGAAUGCGAGACAAGGUGCCCAAAUCAAACAGGCCAAGAAGUGGUCGUCGGUGCGGCAGAACAAUCAAGACAAUAACACUGAGAGUCAAAUUCUGAAAGGCAGGAGCAGUUUGAGAACUUCGGCCGAGUAUGCCGGACAGAGGUCGCAGGCAUUGACCUCUGGAGGUCAAACGAAGCAGCUGGUUGACCCCAAGGUCACAAAACCUGUAGUACAAGAAGCCAAAGUAAGGAGAACAGUGCAGGAGUACAGUCAGAACCCGGCUGUCUACGAGAGUCCAAUUGUCUCAGGAAAGUCACCGGAGGGACCGGAAAAAGCAGCUGGCAAAAAUGGACACGUCCGACCGAACAGUUAUAUCAGUCAGGAGAGUGAGAAGGCAGACCCUCCGAUACGGGCUCACACCAUCGAUAAUCGGGUCUCCCGCAACAGGCAGAACCAACCCCCUGUGCCCGCUCCUCGGCCUGUAGUCAGACCUGGCAGUUAUCACAGUCACGAGACAAGGAAGUCUUGCCUUGAAGAACAACUCAAGGAAUUGUUUGACUCUGCUGAUGCUGAACAGCGACAAGAAGCUGAGAGUCAAGUACCGGAUUCACAGCCACUCUCCCCAAAAGAGAAACCGGUGGUACCUCCAAAGACUGCGAUCUCGCCCACGCAGAAAAAUGUUUCACCCGUACCGUCAAAGGCGUCGCAGGACACUCCGAGAAUUUUUCACAGUACUCCGGUCAGUAACGUCAUGAAGCAGACAGAACUGGCCAAUCAGAGACCCCGAAGCAUGGAGCACAUACGGACGAGUCCACCCAACGUGACCAGUCCGAUACACAGCCGAGGCCAGUCCAUGGAUUCUACUCUCGGGAAUAGUUCGUUGACCUUUGGGGACUCCUCGACCGACCCGUCGUUUACUAUGGUUUCGUCUAUGGAGGGUUUCGAUAUGUCAUCGAGAGUCGGCACGAUGCAAGAAUUUUUGGAAAGCAAGCGGGAAGUUGAUGCUGAAAAACAAAAAUCUGCACUGAGUAAAAAUCACACUUCAACGCUUCCACUCCACCCAAGUCGAGAACCCACACCAACAAGUAUACAGAGUAAAACCCUCCCGCAUCCGACCUCUAGAUCUUCCAUUAGCCAAUCAGAUAGCAACCUCAGGGAUAUACCAUUAGCAGAGAGGGAUGGCCGGGUGUCAAAGCAAGUUCCAGGUAGCUUAAAGCACAUAGCUGGAGACAAACAGGAUUCAGAUAGCGUUGGGUCAGGCAGUCCCGAGCAUGGUCCCCAGCGUCGGACGGCAACCAAACCACAGCUGAUCAAACAGCACUCAGACCUGAUGGCAGAGAGCCGAGACAUCGUGAACCAGACUGGGCCGCUUUCUCCUGCGCUUCGAGACUCAUCGGCGACGGGACUUAUGCUGAGUGGAACAGGCAGGCAUCGAUCCGCAUCAACUUCAAGUCCAGAAGCUCUGGAUGACAUUCCACUGUUUGGAGGGCGUCGUGCUGCCAUGAUCAGACGGUCGCUCCGCGAUAAAGAAUCAACCGGCAAGCUGACGGCUGAUCUAAUGAAAGCCCGCCUUCCCAACUACAAGCCGACACAGCUUCUCCUCAGGCCAAUCGCCUUUGAGAUCCCUGGCUUCCAUCAGGACAUCCCUCUGAUUGGUCGAGAGUGGCUCUUCAUCGACCUCGAUCGUUCCCUCUUGAAGGAUCCGACAUCCAAGCUGAGGGGCGUGGUCCUACUGGGGGACGUCGGCACGGGGAAGACGACUAUCGUUGCCAAGUUGGUCUCACUUAGCGCACUCAGCCAAUUCUUGGUCAACGAUAGCAGUCCGGAAAUAGCACUCACAGAUAAAAACACUAACCCACCCAAUGGGGUGAGCUUGUACAGUAGUUCCAGCACGCUGACGAGGGUACGCCAACAGUCUGAGCAGGCUCUCAUGUCUCUUGCCUCCCAGGUCGGUGCGUUUCACGUCUGCCAAGCGGAUAACAGCAUUACGUGUAUGGUGCCUGAGUUUGUACAUGGGCUGGCUGCACAACUGGCUCAUUGUCUGCAGCCAUACAAAGAGCUACUUCUCAGUGAGCCCCAGCUUCAGUCUCUACUGAGCAUGAGAGACUGUACGCAGAGCCCGUCUGAGGUUCUCUCCCGCGCCAUCAUCGAGCCUCUCAACAUGCUUAAGAACCAGGGUCGCAUCGCCAUGGAUACCUGCUUGAUACUCGUGGACGGUCUGAGCGAGGCCGAGUUUCAUAAGUCGGAUUACGGGGACACCAUCUCGUCGUUUAUCACCAAGAACAUCAUGAAGUUCCCACCAUGGAUCAAGGUGAUCAUCACAAUUAGGAGUUCUCUUGUCGACAUCGUCAAGAUGCUUCCUCUGCACAAAGUAUGCCUGGACAAGUCAACGACCAACGCCACCAGCACCUCGUCGGAGCACGUGCAGAAGGACGCUGAGCAAUACAUCAACUUCCGUCUGCAGCAGAGCGCCUCCGUACGCGACAACGUCCUCCUGAAUGGCAAGCUGGAACACUCGGCACAGUCCAAGUUCCGAAACCACCUGCAGUCUCUGAGCCGCGGCUGCUUCCUGUACCUGAAGCUCACCCUGGACCUGAUCGAGAAGGGCCACAUCGUCCUGAAGAGCACCAGCUACAAGGUCCUGCCGAUCAACCUCUCCGAGGUGUACCUCUUGCUCUGUAACCUCAAGUUCCAAACCACCAGGGCGUUUGAUCGCGUCUCUCCCAUCCUAAACAUUGCUCUGGCUUCCCUUUACCCGCUCCCUGACCUCCUCGUCUUGGACGUAAUGAACGCCGGGUACAUCACGACGUACGUGGAGAAGGAAGACUUCAAACAGAGAAUCGAGAUGGUCUCGAGCUUUCUCUGUUUCCGAAAGGACGGGACGAGGAUGUUCUAUCAUCCGUCGUUUAGAGAGUGGUUGAUUCGCAGGGAUGAAGGAGAGAGUGUUAAGUUCAUGUGUGAUCACAGGUCCGGCCACGCCCUGUUAGCCUUCAAGCUCAGCCGUCAAUCCAGGCAUCUGAAUCGCGACCAAGCCUUUGAGCUGGGGCAUCACAUCUUGAAGGCUCACAUCUACAAGACGUUAGGGAGGCAGCUGGGAGGGUUCUCAGCGAGGGAGCUGCAGGCAGUGUGGAUGCACCUCAAUACAGACCAGCUUUCCUUCAGUCUGGCUACCAGGAGGAAUCUCUUCUCUCCAAAUGUCAAGGUCAGCCGGCUUUUACUGCUCGCUGGUGCCAACCCCAACCACCACACGGAUGUACUGAACAGCGCCCCCAUCAUGUGCGUGUCGGCCAGGGAGGGUCACACGGAGAUGGUCUCGCUACUGCUUGAGUUUGACGCUGACGUGAACGAGGAAUGCGACCGCGGGAUGACGGCGCUGAGCUACGCAGCCGCCAACGGUCAUCUCGAGAUCAUGAGGAUGUUGAUCAUUAAGAAAUCUAGGGUGAUUGAAACCGACAAGAGUAAUAAAUGUGCAAUGGUCCACGCCGCCGAGCACGGCCACCUCGCAGCCGUCAGCUUCAUACUGCAAUGUGAUUGGUCAAUUCACGAGACGUCUAAACUCAACAGGAAAAUGGCUUCUCAGCAGGCACUCAUAGCCGCAGCCGCUAAUGGCCACAAAGAGGUGUGUGGGUUUCUACUGGAUCUUCCUGGCCUUGAGGCCGACAGCCAUCUUGUAGACAUCGAUCAGACUGAUUCACUCAUGGGAGAUACAGCGCUAACGACUGCCAGCGCUAACGGCCGCACAGAAGUCAUCAAGCUCCUCCUCAAAAGGGGCGUGUCCAUCCACGCCCCCAACCAGUCUCAGAUGUCGCCGUUGAUCUGCGCAGUUAGGCGUGGCCACUGGGAGAUUGUAGACAUCCUGCUGUUCAACCACGCCUCCCUGGAGGAGACUGACCGCCACGGUAGGACGCCGUUGAUGUUGGCCGCAGGGGAAGGCCACCUUGCUGUUUUGGAGGUGCUACUCAGUAAAGGUGCUUCGGUUGCAAAGUGUGACAAGGAGGGCCUGACUGCCUUAUGCUGGGCAUGCCUGAAGGGACAUCUCAACAUCGUCAGGUCAUUACUCGAGAGAGGAUCUGACAUUGAUCAUGACGACAAGAAUGGUCGGACUCCGCUGGACCUUGCUGCCUUCUUUGGAGAUCCACAAGUUGUUCAGCUUCUGAUUGAAAAAGGUGCUACUAUUGAGCAUGUUGACAACAGCAGUAUGCGGCCACUAGAUCGAGCCAUUGGCUGCAGGAAUACGUCCGUUGUGUCAGUACUACUCAAAAAAGGAGCCAAACUAGGUCCUGCUGCAUGGGCAAUGGCUACCUCCAAACCAGACAUCCUGGUCUUACUACUCAAGAAACUCAUGGACGACGGAAACGCUCUGUAUAAGAAGGAGAAGUGGCGAGAGGCGUGUCACAAAUACCAGUGUGCGUUGAAGAAGUACCCCACAGAGGCCUUCGGUGAUGAGAUACGCACCUUCAAGGAACUCAAGGUCAACCUCUUACUCAACGUCUCCAGAUGCAAGAGGAAACUUGAGGACAUUGCGGGAGCCAUCGAGUUAUCCACCAAGGCCUUAGAGAUUAAGCCCAAGUGUUUUGAGGCGUUCUAUGCAAGAGCCAGAGCCAAAAGAGCGAUCAGGCAAUUUGGACCAGCACUUCAGGACCUCCUGGAAGCCAUCAAGCUAGCUCCCAACAACAGGGAGGUCCGUCGACUCCUCGUUCGUGUAAAGGAAGAGUGUAAAGAUGAGACCAAGAAGCAGAAGGAGAUCCCCUCUGCUAAAGACUCGCCAGCUGACAAUGACCAAGGCAGGGAUUCUGGGGUUCCCAAUUCGCAGCCGGGAAGCUCCCAGGCUUCGGAGAAUGAGAUCUCGCCGCCCGAUUCCUCAAAGAGGGACGGGGUGUUGCCUGGAAGCCAGACCAUACCAUCCCAGCAGCACCUGAUGUCUUUGAGAAAUUCCGAACAGUCCAGCAAGGGCUCCAGACAGGUGGCCAGUAAAACACUGCCGAAUUCCCACACUAUACCUGCGAGUGCACGGAUCGCAUACACCGGUAUGACUAACUCCUACCCGGUAACCGGUACCCUUGUGAUGGGUGAUCCUCAAGGGUCACUGACAGGGGAUGCAGGGAACCAGGAUAUACAGCGACCUUUGACCUUACAGAUUGCACUCGGCCAACCAGGGGGGAACAGCUCGGCAAAGCCAGUGCAGGAGCAAGUUAGUCGGCAGGUUCCGCAGGAACAAGUAUCAAAGCAGCAGCAGGCUGUAAGGCAACAGCAACUUGCGGCGCGGCAGCAAGCCCAGUCCCUUCAACGAAAGACUGCACUUUCCUCUUCCUAUAAUCAGGACAGUAACUCUAGACUGCUGGCCAAACCCAUCACCAAACCUAUGCACGCUGGAAACUUUAUGCCGAUAGCGUCACAUCCCGUGAACAAACAUCUUUCGACGACAAACACCCAUCCGAUGGUCUCCAACCCGAUGGCCCAUCGACCGCUACCGAAACGUCCAGAUGAAGACGUGCCAUCGAGAGCUUCCCCGCUGAGUAACUCCCAAGGAAAUCCUCCAGAGAUUGGAGGAUCUUCCAAGGUAUCCACACAACCUCCAGUCAUGAUGAGGGGCAAACAGCACCGAGAUAUCGGACAACCUGUGGUGUCACAUCGACUCAGCUUUAACAUGGAGAACUCAGACGAGGGCAGUAUGGAAAACUUAGCCCAGUCUGCCCCUGUCCCGAAACCCGUGGCCCACAGGGCGAUAGUGCCCCGGCAGGCAUCGCCACUCGUUGCCCAGCACCAGCUACAACAGGAGAAGGAUGCCCAACAUGGUAUGGUUCGGAGUGUGCUGGCACAGCCUGCUGUUCAGCAUGCGGCAUCACCACCACAACCCGAGCCGAUGAAUGGUAACAGGCAGCCACCCCCUCAGCCAGUCAUGCGCCAAGGAAGCAGUGGGUCUCUACAUCAGCAGCAGCAACAGCAAAGUUUGUCAUCUGGGCAGGAGUUCCCACGACCGUCGGCGCAGACUUUAUUCAUUGGGCCGACAGCACUUUAGCCUUCCAACUAAUGUAACCAUUUGUAUGGCUGUCAACUUCAUACAUUAAUACUAUACAAGACCACAACCAAGACUUAAGGUCGUUGUCCAAAUUGGCCCUGUUGAAACAUAGGAUGUCAGCAGCAGCCACCAACAAGCUAUUUUUCGGGUUACAUUUGAGUGAAGUCUGUUACCAUUUUUUUAUUUGUUUGUUAUGCAAGUUCACCCUCAAACAAAGCUAAAAAGCCACUCAUGGUAAGGGGCAACAAAAAGAAAAACUACUAUACAUGUAUGAAAGACAACUCGGGAGAGCUGAAGGUAGGAAUUGAUAUUCCUCUUAAAACAGUCAUGAUUGCUUAGUCUGUAGAGUCAGUUUUGGGUUGGGUUUUUUUCAA